This is a messenger RNA of Myotis myotis, 1061 nucleotides long. RefSeq names its product mitochondrial pyruvate carrier 1 (gene MPC1). Bases 288 to 593 code for a protein of 101 amino acids. Gene Ontology annotation, biological process: pyruvate import into mitochondria. Lineage: Eukaryota; Metazoa; Chordata; Mammalia; Chiroptera; Vespertilionidae. The transcript has 5 exons. The record is from RefSeq and is a predicted model, not a curated record. Gene Ontology annotation, cellular component: mitochondrial inner membrane.
GUUCUUCCUGCCGUUCCUGGCAGCAGCGGGUUCACGGUGUGGCUGCCAGGCGUCCGUGUGCAGGGCUUUCGGACUGAACCGGAUUGAACCGCGUCUGCGGGCAGGAAUUUCCUUCUCCAUGUCCCUCAUGCCGACCUCCUGGCCGGUGCAGGUCUGAGGAGGGGCCGCGCACAUGCGAAUGGUGCCCAGGAAAUGGGCCCGAAGAAGGCCUGCGGCCAGUGGAGGCCUCGCUGGAAGAGGCACCGGACUCCGGGCCCAGUCUGGCCCGGUCCAGCUCGGUCCGCCUUAUGUGGACACACGUUUGCCCCUUAGCAAGGCCCGUAGGCAGAUGCAGCACGCACUUCUGGGGCCCAGUAGCCAACUGGGGUCUCCCCAUCGCCGCCAUCAAUGACAUGAAAAAGUCUCCGGAGAUUAUCAGUGGGCGGAUGACGUUUGCCCUCUGCUGUUACUCUCUGACGUUCAUGAGAUUUGCCUACAAGGUGCAGCCUCGCAACUGGCUCCUGUUCGUGUGCCACGCCACCAACGAGGUGGCCCAGCUCAUCCAGGGCGGGCGGCUCAUCAAAUACAACAUGAAUAAGAAGGCAGCAGCGUGACCCGGCAGGGAGGCUCUGCCCGCUGCUGGGCCUCCGGCUCCAUCAUCAGGACGCCCUGCUGAGGAAGACCCGCUGAGUGCUGUUUUACUAACCCAACCAUUUCCACCCACAGCGAGAGCCCCUGAGCCCCUGACCCGCCCCAGCUGCCUCCCAAGUACUGUCUACUCUCCUCCCCCUAACCAGCCGUCACACAGGCAGUCAUUCCGUGAUCCCAGCGAUGCUUUCUCUGAGGCCGUGUUGUUAUCUGUUAGAAUUUGCUGAACGCGCAACGGAAGAGAACAAAGCCUGUGACUCUCAGACCUGAGUGCUCAGAGCUCUGGCCUUGUUCUGUAACGACCAUGAGACAACCCCAGCUACACCCUUCAGGUCUCACCCCAGGGUCUGAAGAGUGUCCCUUUCCAUGCGGUGUGUCUUCUGAAAUGCUGUGACUUAACGGCAAUAAAUGACUUAAAUAUCUGUCAGUGAGAA